Messenger RNA from Diaporthe amygdali, 909 nucleotides. RefSeq lists its product as uncharacterized. The record is from RefSeq and is a predicted model, not a curated record. NCBI's taxonomy places the organism in Eukaryota, Fungi, Ascomycota, Sordariomycetes, Diaporthales, Diaporthaceae. The transcript is spliced from 3 exons. The coding region runs from base 1 to 909 and encodes 302 amino acids.
AUGGAGACUAUAAACUCAAUGGCAAGCACAGCGGCCAAGGCCAUCUGGGGUGAGAACAAUACCAACACUUCUGCCAACGACGAGAACGUCAAGCCGGGCACAGAAACCAUGAGCAACGAAACAAAGGGAACAGAGCCCGUCUCAGGCAAGCUGGGAGACACAUCCGCCGGAGAGCCUUACGACGCAGGCAACCUGGAAUCUGGAGCAACCAAGACCGACACCUCCACCAGCACUAGCACCAAGCAAACCGGAAGCGAGAGUGCGUCAACCGGACUGCCUACUACCUCUUCCACCACGGACACCACCCAAACUGGUAGUAAGGACACCACGGAGACUGGGACCAAGGGCCCAACAACAGAACACCCCUCCACCACCGGCGACACUGGUUUCAAGGCUCCCCAGGCCGAUAUUAGAGACCCGGACUCGGCUACCGCAGAUCCCAAGACGGAGGCUGAGCGCAAGAAUGUCGAUGACAGCGCCGGCGUAGACAAGUCCGAGAACCCUACCAAGGUUGAGGGGGCCGGGCCCAAGCCCAUUGAAGAGGUAGCAAGGGAGCACGGCGGAGAUGCCGGGUCCGCGUCGAAGAAGUCUUCAGGGCAAGGCGGCGCCGAGGACGAGGACGGCCCGGGGGCCGAGAGCAAGGGUGAGGGCACUGGAGAGCAAUACGUGAAGAGCUCCGGGUUGGCUGCCGACGGUGGUGACUUCGACGCGACAAAGCCGGGUGCUGGUCGCGAGGCUGACCGUCUCCUUGAGGAGAAGGGUAUGACAACCCAGACCGCCGCGGCUGCUGCCUCUGGCAAGAAGACCGAGGACGACAAGUCGGAGAAGUCGGCCACGGACUCUCCGGACUCCAAGAAGGAGAAGGCAAGCCUGAAAGAUAAGAUCAAGGCCAAGCUCCACAAGAACUAG